Rhodamnia argentea is the source of this 1170-nucleotide messenger RNA. RefSeq names its product heavy metal-associated isoprenylated plant protein 3-like. The transcript has 6 exons. Lineage: Eukaryota; Viridiplantae; Streptophyta; Magnoliopsida; Myrtales; Myrtaceae. Bases 124 to 1071 code for a protein of 315 amino acids. Gene Ontology annotation, molecular function: metal ion binding. The record is from RefSeq and is a predicted model, not a curated record.
UGCUCGCUCGCACUCGCUAUAAAUCCCCCGCCCUCACUCCACCGGUUCUUCCUCUCCCUCGAUCCCCCGAUUCUUCCGAGUCUCGCUCAUCCACUCAACGCAGGCGAACCCAAAUCUCACCGAAUGGGCAAAAAGAAGGGCGGCAAAGGAGGAGGCGACGCGAAGGUGGAGGCGAAGAGCAAAGGAGAUGGCGAGAACAAGAAGAAGGAUGGCGAGAAUGGCGUUACGGCGGUCCUGAAGAUGGACAUGCACUGCGAGGGUUGCGCCGACAAGAUCGUCAAACUCGCCAAGAGCAUUGACGGAGUGGAGAAGGCGAAGGCGGAUUGGGAGGCGAACAAGCUGACGGUCAGAGGGGAGAUGUUGGACCCAUUGGAGCUUCGAGAGGAGCUGCAGGAGAAGACGAAGAAGAAGGUGGACCUGGUCUCGCCCCAGCUGCCCAAGAAGGAGAAGGACGGAGACAACAAAUCGUCACCGGCAUCUUCAGACAACAACAAGAAGGCCAAAGAUAAAAAGCCUGAAGACAAGAAACCCAAAGAGCCUCCGGUGACCACGGUGGUUCUGAAGCUGGACUUGCACUGCUCGGGGUGCAUUGACAAGAUUUACAAAAUUGUCUCGAAAGCCAAAGGAGUGCAAAGCAUUGAUUUCGACAAGGACAAGGAUUUGGUCAUGGUGACGGGCGCGGUGGACGCGAAGGCCCUCGUGGAGAGCUUGAAGGAGAAGAUAAAGAGGCCGGUCGAAGUCGUCCAGCCGAAGAAGGACAAAGAGGAAGGGGGCGGGGGCGGAGGAAAGAAGAACAAGAAAGGCGGAGGGAACGGUGGUAAGGAAGGAGGAGAUGACGCUGCCGCCGGCUAUGGCGGCGAUCAUGAUGGGGCGGAGGAGAGCUAUGGCGGAGCCGGGGAGUAUUUCGGAGGGAACAUAAUGGAGCACAAUCGAGUCCCGCCGGGAUACAUGUACAAUUACAUACAUGUACAAUUACGGGUUCAUGUACGGAAACCCCGGAAACCCGUUGCACGCGCCUCAGAUGUUCAGCGACGAGAACCCGAACGCGUGCCGCAUCAUGUGAUGGCGUGAAUUUAUGACGACAGUAGAGCUCUGAUUAUACAUGGUGAUAUGUUUGGAAGCAGGUAUUUGGAAAUAACUGUAUAUAUGAGGAGAACAUUAGAGAGAGGA